AUUGUAGUUAGUUGAACAAUGUCAUAUAACUUACGACGCUAGUUUAAUGGAUCCUAGUUUUUAUGAUUUACCGCGCAACGUAAAUAAUAGUUGAAAUUUUAAUUAUUCCUGAUUGCUAAAUUACACCCGGUUUUUAAGACGAUCCCAAUAUGUCGAGCACAUCUCAAAAGCAUAGAAAUUUUGUUGCUGAACCUAUGGGAGAAAAACCCGUGACAGAUUUAGCUGGGGUGGGAGAAGUUUUAGGAAAGCGGUUAGAAACAGCCGGAUUCGAUAAGGCCUUUGUAGUAUUGGGCCAAUUUUUGGUUCUUAAGAAAGAUCGUGAGCUAUUUCAAGAAUGGAUGAAAGAUACUUGUAAUGCAAAUUCAAAGCAAUCCACAGAUUGCUACCAGUGUCUAAAAGACUGGUGUGAUGAAUUCUUGUAAGACUAUACAUCUUUAUAUACAUAUAAUGACAAUGAAACAAAUCUCAACAUUCAAAUUAUCUGACAUCUUUUAAUUACUAACUCAUCAAUAUUGGACAUUAUUGCUAAUGAUUCAAUUGCUAUCACAUCUUUUAUGCCUUUGAUAAAGGUUCUCUAAAUGCUUACCUUCUUGUAUUGUUAUUUGUUAUAUAAAUUAAACCAGUUGUUUUAUGUGUCUAAAAUAGUGUUUUAUAAGUAAAUAUUGGUAUUGAAAUUAUUGCUAUGAUUUCUUUAAAAACAGAUACUGAACAAAGUAAAAUAUUUACUAUAUAAUAGAAUAUUUUUAAUAAACAAUGUAAAUUAAGUUCUUGUAACAAAUAAAACUGUUUGUGUUGAACUUAAGUGAAUAGUUUUAUAAUUAUUAUAAGAAAAUAAUAAACAUACUCCUUUAAAAGGCAGACAUUAUUGAUUUGUAAGAAUACAUAGUUAUAAAGAUCAUGACAUACAUAAGCAUGCAGGUUAACCCCCUUAUUCUUAAAACUUGUUUAAUUAGACUAAGUACUUAAGUUAAAUUGGUACCAUUAGACUAAAUUAAUUUGUUAUGAAUAACGGAGUAAUCUUUAUGUACAAACCCUGUAAACCACAUAAAGUCUUUGUUAAUUGAAAUAAAGAGUAAUAAAAUAA
Pieris brassicae (large cabbage white) is the source of this 1084-nucleotide messenger RNA. It is a transcript of the gene baf, whose product is annotated as barrier-to-autointegration factor. The record is from RefSeq and is a predicted model, not a curated record. The coding region runs from base 150 to 422 and encodes 90 amino acids. NCBI's taxonomy places the organism in Eukaryota, Metazoa, Arthropoda, Insecta, Lepidoptera, Pieridae. Gene Ontology annotation, molecular function: DNA binding. The transcript is spliced from 2 exons.